Messenger RNA from Sycon ciliatum, 1494 nucleotides. RefSeq names its product RING finger protein nhl-1-like. The transcript is spliced from 9 exons. NCBI's taxonomy places the organism in Eukaryota, Metazoa, Porifera, Calcarea, Leucosolenida, Sycettidae. The record is from RefSeq and is a predicted model, not a curated record. The coding region runs from base 388 to 1494 and encodes 368 amino acids. Gene Ontology annotation, molecular function: ubiquitin protein ligase activity; protein binding. Gene Ontology annotation, biological process: proteasome-mediated ubiquitin-dependent protein catabolic process; protein polyubiquitination.
AGGUUCCUGCGGCGCUCAGAUUGGUUAUUCGAACAACGACGAGCAUAAACACAAAAUGUUCCGUACUACAUGUAGUAGUACCACCGGUAGUAGAGUCUACUACCGGUAGUAUACAGUAACAUAACGACGUCAGUGCUAGUAGUGAGUCGAGUAGCGGCCUAGAGUCGUAGAGAGUAGAGCCUAGACUGGCUAGAGGCAAGAGUACAACAGGCUGCUGCCGUGCUGGGAAAGUUGAACACGCUAACGAGCGCAGUACGGAUCCGACCUGGACUACAGACUACAUGUACAUACAGACUCACACGUUAUUUGAUUACAUCAUCAGUUGAUGCUUCAACGAAAAGGCUGCGGACUCACGGCACAGCGCUGCACUUGCUAGGGCAAGCACCGAUGCCGACUACCUCACAUCGCCGUGAUUCUAUUCCCCAGUCCACUCCAUCACCAGGCAGUACAUUUACAUCUUCUGCUACACCACCGAUGAUGUCAUCCAGCGCUUCCUCAGCUGAAACACCAGCUAGAGUGCCCAGACAAGGUUCAGCCUCAGAUCAGACUACUUUGCCCAGAAACACGUUGUCACCAUCACCAUCAGCAGCAGCAGCAGCAGCAGCAGCAGCAGAAAUAGCUGAAUCUCCAACAAAGCAGCGUGAUUACACACAGAUCCACAAAGCAAGGUACUCAUUUGGUAGUGAAGGCAGCGGGAGAGAUCAGUUUGACAGCCCUUGGGGACUAGCAACCAACAAAGCUGGUGACCUGAUCAUCUGUGACAGCUGCAACCACAGAAUAAAGAUACAUGGGGUUGAUGGCCAGUGCAAGCAGACGGUUGGCGUCGAGGGAAGAAAGUGUGGAGAGUUCUAUGCCCCAGACGCUGUGCAUGUAACAGAUGAUGAACGAGUGAUCAUUGCUGAUACCGGUAACCACCGACUACAGAUCACUGACCAAAACUUCUCAGAGUUCAGCACUAUAGGAAUACGUGGAAUAGAAAUUGGCGAGUUCCAUGAGCCAAUUGGUGUUGUCCUAGUCAACCACAGUGUACUGGGCCCGUGCUUUGCUGUGGCAGAUAACUACAAUCAUCGGAUUCAGGUUGUGCCAUGCAGUGGUGAGACAGGAUAUGCAUUUGGAACAGAAGGUAGUGGUGAAGGCCAAUUUCAAUACCCAAGCGGCAUCACAGUGUACCACAACAGGUUGUUAAUUGCAGACGAGAACAACCAUUGUAUACAGGUGAUGACCGUCGAUGGAGAGUAUAUCACUUCGUUCGGGUCUCAGGGCAGCGCUUUUGGGCAGCUGUGCCAACCGCAUGAUGUCACUACAGAUGCCUACGGCAAUGUUCUAGUCGUAGAUCAUGGCAAUGGACGUGUUAUGGUAUAUGCCACAGAAACUUACACACCACUGGCUGAGUUUGGAAAAGGAGAGCUGGACAAGCCGAUGGGUGUCUGCGUGACAAGUGAGGGCUUAGUAGCUGUUUCCUGUGAUGGAAGCCACAAGAUUUUUGUGUUUUGA